Darwinula stevensoni is the source of this 1013-nucleotide messenger RNA. The record is from the annotation of a GenBank genome assembly. Lineage: Eukaryota; Metazoa; Arthropoda; Ostracoda; Podocopida; Darwinulidae.
ACUUUACAGGUAUGCCGAAGUUGUACAGCAAGCUGAUACGAUAAGCGCAGUGUCGAUCGAUUGGAAUCAACUCCAGGGAUGCAGAGAACUGCUUAUCGAUCGUAAGGUCAAUGAUAAGGGGACAUAGCGGUUUAUUCGCCACCUUAACGGAGGUGAAGAAAAAUCCGCAGUGCAUACAUUGCAUUCGGCCGGGCCAGACACGACGAGCUGCACCAGUCUUCUAUCUGUCAACAAUGGAUUUGUGGAAAGUUUUCCUAGUGCUUGGCUUAUUCAUUCCGGGUGCCGUGCCAAUCUUCAGACAGGUAGAGGUGGACUACCUCAACGACACCGUCACUCUUUCACCCAUUCAGGUGAUGAUCGUGAGCCUAUUCCUCCUCUUCAUUGCCGUCCUGAACUGGUAUGGUUAUCUGCCCAUCGCCCUGACGCCCAUAUUGUCUCCUUAUGCAUCGCCCACUUCAAUUCCAUAUCCACUUGGCCGGAGUAACCUCGCGGUCGGGCUCAACCAAGGGAGUCCAAUCAGCCAAGUGAUUCCCAUGUCGUCCGUCAAGUACUAUUGGGACAUGUCCAUAGCAUUUGCAACCAUGGAUCCAAAAGUAUGCUUCCAGGAAUUUGUUUGUGAAAUCAAUCGAGCAAGGGAGAAGUGGCAUGCUCUCAAGAACACGCUGGAAGCGGAGGAGCAGGAGGAUGGAAAGAAGUCCGAAUGCAAGACUUUGUACCAGUGUCCAUUUGGAUUUGACAAGAUCGCUCAUCAAAUCUUCGGUCUCAGAAUCCCCACUUCCUAGAAACUUUUCCCGGUAUCAUUGUGAUGGGCGUACGGAAAGACAGAUGGAAUAGGACAGCUGAAUUUUUAUUGCAAGUGACUUGAGUAAUGCGUUGUCGGAAAAAAUCCAACUCACAACCUUCAAACGCAAACUGACCUUAAACGCUGGCUUUCUUAUUACGACCCAAGUGGCCGACUGUGAUCAGUGCAGAGAGAAAUGCUCUCUAAAAUGAAUAAAGAAAAAGUUGCCAAU